This is a messenger RNA of Paramecium tetraurelia, 1518 nucleotides long. RefSeq lists its product as uncharacterized. Gene Ontology annotation, cellular component: pericentric heterochromatin. Gene Ontology annotation, biological process: chromatin organization; negative regulation of transcription by RNA polymerase II. The transcript has a single exon. Gene Ontology annotation, molecular function: chromatin binding. The record is from RefSeq and is a predicted model, not a curated record. Lineage: Eukaryota; Ciliophora; Oligohymenophorea; Peniculida; Parameciidae.
AUGGACAAUUCUGAGUUAUAUGAGAUACAAUAUAUAUUCGGCUCUUAAAUACUAGAUAACAAAAUGCAAUACUGUGUCAAAUGGAAAAAUUAUCCUAAAUCCCAAAGAACCUGGGAGCCUAUUGAGAAUCUUGGAGUUCACAACAUAUCCUCUGUUCGUAGAUUCCAAAGACAUGCAGAUUACUUUCUGUUUUAUUAGUUCAUCUAUGAGGAUUAGGUGGAAGGAUAUAGAGUGCAUUAAAAAUAAAAUACACUUGAAAAAAUUAAAGUCAUACCAGAUCCUUAAGAAGAGGAAGAACAAAUAGAACAAGCCAAUACAGACAAACUUAACACAACCCUCAAGGAGACAGUUAACAAACCAAUCAUUACCCCUAAGGAAACUACCAAAAGGACUAAUAGAUCCAGUAGAAAGUAAACAUAUCAAAAGGAAGAAUAUGAGUCUCAUUCCGAUUCUAAAGAUUCCGAUUUUGGUAGAAGAGGCAAGAAAUCCAGAUCCAAGGCUAAAUCUUCAUAAUCCAGAAGGAAAUCUCCGACUUCUGCAGGAGAUAAAUCGAAUUAAACCUAACCAAAGAAAUCUCAGUUUGUAAAGUAAGAAUAAGUAGAAACUGAUGAGAUCAAUCCUGUUUAAUAAAAAUCCUAAGAAAGAUAACCACUCCCAGACCAAGAUAAAUAAAAUGAGGACAAUUUAAGUGAAAAGUCUAAGUCUCCUAAAGGACAAUAAAAGGUUUAGACAAGACUACGAAAUUUGAGGAAUUAAAAAUCUGUUGAAUAGAUUAAAUCUCCUGCUUAUUUCAAUUCAGUUAGAAAAUUGAUUCAGUCACUUAAUGAAGAUGAGAGAUCACUAGUUGCAUCCUACAUCAAUGACAAAAUGAAAGACAACAUCUUUGAAAAUCUGGGAGCUUUGUGUAUAUUGGAUUAUAUGUAAAGAAAAGACGAAGUAUUACAGGAAAUUAAAUAACAAGAAUAUGUUUAUCCUUAAAAAGGAGAUCCAGAUGCCUAAUAGAAUAAAUAAAAGAAGAGGAUUAAGAAAUUAGAAAAGUCAUCUAUCAAAAUGGAAUCCCAGAGAUCAACUGACAUUGCUUGUCCUCCCAUCUCUAAAAGACUCUUUAGAUUGUCUGCCUUUGAAUAGAAAAGGAAGUUAAUCAAAAAGAAAGAAGAUCCUUGUAAUAUGGCUGAUUUCUUGGCUUCCAUCAAUCAAUUCCCAUAAUUUGGAGUAGUGUUGACUGAGGUUGACACCAAAGAAUAGUAUGGAUAAAUUGGAUUCUAAAUGGGCGAAGAGAUAACUGGACAUUAUUAUGGUAUUAAUGCUAAUGAAGUUGGUAAGGCCAAUAUUUAAUUGUAUUUCAUCAUGAAAUUCAGAAGAGAAGGGGAUAAAACAUUUCUAUACAAUCAUGUCACUAAAGCUGAAUGCUAACUCUAUGAAAAAGACUUACUCUAUGACUAUGUCUACAAAAAUCAAGACUUACUACCAGAGAUGUAUAAUGAACUUAUUGUUAGAAGUGUUUAUAAUUAAUAGUGA